CCGCGCUCCAUCUCGGCCAGCAGCUGAGUCCUUCCCCAAGUCAUGGACGGAGGCCGGCGUGUGUUCGCCAUCCUGCUGCAACUCGCACUGACCGGAUUCGCCUCCUGCUACUUUAACGGCGCCGACAACUCUCUGUACACGUUGGACGGCCUGGGCCUACCGCUGGUGCUGCCCGGCAGGUACCCGUCAAGUCGUAGCCAUGCCAGGAACGUGGCCAAGUUCUACGGACAUCCCGUUCUACCGAGGACGAGGUGGAUGACUGAGAGCUCGUACAGGUCAGUGGCCGUGUGCCGUCCGCGGCAGCUGUCGCUGUGCGACGACGUGCUGCCGUACAACUCGACGCUGCUGCCGAACCUGGUGGGAGACCGCGACCGUGUGUCCCUGGACAGGACGCUGCUCUUCUUUGCCCUGAUGCUCAAGACCGAGUGCAACCCGAGGCUCAAGCAACUGCUCUGCUCGCUGCUCGAGCCGCCCUGCCGCGGUGGCAGGACGCUGCUUCCCUGCCGAAAGUUCUGCAAAGUGGCGACGGAGAACUGCCAGAAGCUGAUCCCGGCGACGCUGGCGCUGUCACGAGUGUUCGACUGCCGCCGCUACCCGGAUUCUGACAGCCCUGGGGUUUGCCUCAACCUCGCCAGAAGCGCCUCGUGCAUGCGCCAGGAGCACCAGUGUCCCGACCUGACGUGCAUCCCGAAGCAGUGGCGGUGCGACGGCGUCCGGGACUGCCCACUGGCCGCCGACGAGGCAAACUGCACCGGCCGUGGCGCGUCGAAGGUUUGCAGUCACGAGGAAUUCCGCUGCGACUACCGCUGCAUCCCCAACACGUGGCGUUGUGACGGUGAACCAGACUGCCAGGACGCCGCCGACGAGAGGCACUGCCCGCCAAAGCCAGUGUGCGGCACGGGACGGUUCCAGUGCCGGGAUGGGUCGGGCUGCUUCCCGCAGCGCUGGGUGUGCGACGGAAAGGCCGAAUGCCGGGACGGCAGUGACGAGCAGGACUGCACCAACAGGAAAUGCACGGCCGGCGACUUCCGGUGCGACAACGGCAUCUGCGUGCCCUCUCUGUGGCGCUGCGACGGACACAACGACUGCCGCGACGGCAGCGACGAGCGUCACUGCGGAACUUACGUCAAAGUGAACGGCCGGCCGAGCACCAAACACUGAAGCUGGGCUACCAAAGACAUCGCGCGUCAAGCAGCAGCAACAGCAGCACUUCUUGAGCGAGAAGGAACUGCUCGCAGGCCGGACAAAGACAGUCCAAGACGGGCUCCGCGCCAACAUUCAUUCCUUGAACUUCGUUUAUUUCACGUGGGCCGGGGCGCGGGAACACAUGAAACUAAAAGAGCCACCGUUAAACUACGAACCACUCUUCGGACAGACGUCGAGAGAGGGGAACGGGCGAGUCAUCACAUUAUAACGUGUCCAAAACAGCAAAGAAAAAAAAAAACGAGCCUUGAUCAAGUUGUCAAACGAGAAAGUCAACAGCGGAGGUUAACAAUGGACAGGAGACAGUCACAACAGGGCCGCCGACACACAGAACACGGCACAAACGGCACGGUGCCGGCGUUGGGGUAACGCCAAAAUCUUCACGUCUCUAUCUCUUGUUUUUGGCGUCCGCUUGGCGUCUUUUCGAUGAGGUUAUUCGAAAAGCACUUGGGGCACUUUUCCAUGUCCAUCAAGUGUAUGACCGCGGGAUGUUCUUCGCACGGCUUCUGCUUUCUGCCCAUAAAGGCGUUGCCGCAGGUCCCACACAAUAUGUAGGCGAUGGGCCGAUUGCACACGCAACUCUGCUCGGAAGCCUGCGAGCAAGAGAACACCGAUGCUCAAUACCGAAAGAAAAAAAAAAAAAAUGCGACAGACCUGGACGAUCUUAAAGGGACACUGAAGUGAAACAAAGAAUCGGUUCAUGUUGAUAACUUGUACUCUGAGAACUCUAGUGUCGUUAAUUUCACCAUCAUAGGUUUAUUAAUAGAGGAGAAAAUCCAAGGUCAAGUUUCAUUCUUAAAUUUCGCGCCGAAAUCUCCCCGCGUGACGUCACGGAUUUCCAAUUUCAUUUUUCGCAUUUUGCCGACAUUGACGCAAGGAAAUUUCGUGAAACUUGAUAUGUCAAGACUACGUCCCUCUCAGAGGACAAUGCACUCCAGUCAAAAUCUAUGACGUCACAGCGUUUGGUGCGGGAAUUUCAAGGUGGCCUCGCCACCGGCACUUUCUUUUUGCGCGUUUGCUCACCAAGAGUCUUCUCGCGGCGAGCGUGGUUAUUUUGGAAUUUUAAUUUACUUGAAAAAUAUAAUUUGUCUAUUUAGGGUACCUUUAACAGCUAUAGAUUACGUUGGGAGUCGCAUCCGAGCUUGCUGGCUCGUGAAUGCGCGUCAAAACAGUAUCCGGAGCUUCCCUCAUUUGACGGACUGUCAUUUAGCGAUCUCUUAGUGGCUCUUUUCAGUUUCGGUUCUCAAGUCUGUUCCCACGGAAGAUGUAAAGUUCUACACUACGGUUCACGCACAUCGUCAUACCGCGUAAGCAUCAUUCAUCUGCCUGGGUGCCCUGUGGGGGGCUCGGGAACCCAAAUAAACGUAUGUGAUAACCGGCGAUGGGUAGCGACUAGAGCAGUGCCGUAUCUUAUUCUACCCCACCUCGUCCUACACUUCACGUUAACCCCAAACAUUCAUGCGAGCCUCGAGCGCAUCUUAACAUCCUGACACGUAAACGAUCUGAAGUGAACUUUUGUGCAGUCACCCGUUCUGUAGCGAAGUACAAUUGAAGUUGUUUUGGUCAGCUUAACAGCGACGCGGUACCAACGGACGGUACUGGACAGCGGAACAUGACAACCAAUCCAUACGCAGUUGCAUAACGAAAGGAAAUGUUAGUAGUUUUGUUCCUCGACGUGACAUCGGCAGCAACUCGAAACGAAUCACGAAACGGUGACAGUUCAACGAAGGCAUGCAACUUGCUGUCGCUAUUCAUAAACGAAAUCUCGGCAACACCGUCGCAGCUACCGUCGUAACACACUACCGACAAGUGACGCUGUGGUCGGUCUGGCAGAGAGGCGGGAAGCGCGUUGUAAACGCAAGCCGACGGCAGGUGUGAGGAUUUGUACUUACCCGCGUGCUCCGAACGGCUUCGAGAAUGGCGUCAGCGAGUGCGACUCGUCGAGACAUCAUCAAGCCAGCAAAGAGUCCUCGAAUACGCACAGAACGUGCACAGAGGCGUGCCCACGAGCACACAAAAAACGCGCACGCGCGCUCGAAUCAACAUAGAGACAAGAACAAACCGACGCGCCACCUGCACGACCUACGAUUCGAAAACGUAACUAUCGAUAAACUGCACGAGAUAUGCGACGCUAUCGAUUACGUAACAGUGCUGCAACUGAAAUAGACUCGCGCAUGCGCGAACAUUCGGGUUAUUUUGAUUGUAAAAUGGGAAGCAGUGCGUUUCUUAGUUGUAAUUAACCUUUUACUUCCAAAAUUACUCGUGCACGAAAUCGAAACUUGAACGCGAUACUGAAACUGACAGCCCACGUCGCUCAGUGAAACGCAUCGACAGCGCCGGUGCUGCCAGUCAUCCCCAUCAUUUUCGAUAUACUCGCGAUGAAAUUGUGCCGAGCCUUGGGUUCAAAAUAAAGUACUUCUUUUUUUAUUUA
Messenger RNA from Rhipicephalus sanguineus (brown dog tick), 3634 nucleotides. RefSeq names its product atrial natriuretic peptide-converting enzyme. Gene Ontology annotation, molecular function: protein binding. Bases 43 to 1161 code for a protein of 372 amino acids. The record is from RefSeq and is a predicted model, not a curated record. Gene Ontology annotation, cellular component: plasma membrane. The transcript is spliced from 9 exons. NCBI's taxonomy places the organism in Eukaryota, Metazoa, Arthropoda, Arachnida, Ixodida, Ixodidae.